This is a messenger RNA of Girardinichthys multiradiatus, 3871 nucleotides long. It is a transcript of the gene itgb1a, whose product is annotated as integrin, beta 1a. The record is from RefSeq and is a predicted model, not a curated record. The coding region runs from base 382 to 2790 and encodes 802 amino acids. Gene Ontology annotation, biological process: cell adhesion mediated by integrin; cell migration; cell-matrix adhesion. Lineage: Eukaryota; Metazoa; Chordata; Actinopteri; Cyprinodontiformes; Goodeidae. Gene Ontology annotation, cellular component: cell surface; focal adhesion; integrin complex. Gene Ontology annotation, molecular function: fibronectin binding; integrin binding; laminin binding. The transcript has 18 exons.
UAAUUUAUAGAAGACCCGCUCCGGCGCUGCAAGGGUACAGUUGUCUAUUUCUGCUUUCGGUUUUAAUAUAUGAUAGCAUUUACGUUGUUUCCCUCCUUGUGGAAGUUGAGUGGAAUGAAGAUUAGGAGAAGGUUCUGAGUCCUUGAAGGAGAAAGUGUCCCCUGGUGCCAACAGGGCAGACAGUAGCUGCUCUCAGAGCUUCUGGGUAGCGGGACAUCACUGGGAGCUGGAGGCGGACCGCUAGCUCUCUGCUCCUGUAUGUCACCUCGGAUCUAACACCACGGCAGCGAGCCUGUUUCAAGCCACCCCACAGUUUCUGAAUGAGGUCAAGAUCUGGCCGUUGCAUCUGCCAGUCCUUGGUAGAUCCCACCUUAUUUUCAGAUGGAUCUGCAGCUGAGCUUGAUAGCAUUUCUAGGACUCCUUUGUUGCUGUAAUUCUCAGAAAGAGGGGAAUGAGUGCAUUAGCGCCAAUGCCAAAUACUGCGGAGAGUGCAUCCAGGCUGGAGCCAAAUGUGGCUGGUGUACAGAUCCAAACUUCCUGAAACAGGGCGAGACCGUGUCAAGCCGAUGUGACGAGCUGCAGUCCCUCCUAAAGAGGGGCUGCAACACAUCAUUAAUUGAGAACCCCGUUGGAAAACUGGAGACCGUCAAGAACGUUUCAGUGACCGAUCGCAGUAAAGCACCAAAGAAUUUGAAACCAGAGGACAUCACUCAGGUGCAGCCCCAGAAAGUCAGCCUUACUCUCCGAUCUGGUGAGCCCCAGUCUUUUAAACUGAAGUUCAAACGAGCAGAGGAUUAUCCCAUCGACCUGUACUACUUGAUGGACUUGUCCUACUCGAUGAAGGAUGAUCUGGAGAAUGUGAAGAAUCUGGGGACCAGUCUGAUGCUGGAGAUGUCAAAGAUCACCUCUGACUUCAGGAUAGGCUUUGGGUCCUUUGUAGAAAAGACAGUCAUGCCUUACAUCAGUACCACCCCAGCCAAGCUGCUGAAUCCAUGCACAGGCGACCAGAACUGCACCAGCCCGUUCAGCUACAAGAACGUGCUGCCUUUGACCAGCGACGGCUCGAGGUUCAACAACCUAGUGGGCGUGCAGCAGAUCUCGGGGAACCUGGACUCCCCUGAGGGGGGCUUUGAUGCCAUCAUGCAAGUGGCUGUGUGUGGGGACCAGAUUGGCUGGAGGAAUGUAACUCGUCUGCUGGUGUUUUCCACUGACGCUGGAUUCCACUUUGCUGGGGACGGCAAGCUGGGUGGCAUUGUACUGCCCAACGAUGGGAAAUGCCACCUAGAGAACAACAUUUACACAAUGAGCCACUACUAUGACUAUCCCUCAAUCGCUCACCUGGUUCAGAAGCUGAGCGACAACAACAUUCAGACCAUUUUUGCCAUCACAGAAGAGUUCCAGCCCGUUUACCAGGAACUGAAAAAUCUGAUACCAAAGUCUGCAGUAGGCACUCUGUCUGCCAACUCCAGCAAUGUUAUCAACCUCAUCAUAGAUGCUUAUAAUUCUCUUUCUUCUGAAGUGAUUCUGGAGAAUAGCAAGCUUCCAGAGGGAGUGACUAUAGCGUACACGUCCCGCUGUAAGAACGGAGUAACCAAUAAGGAUGAAAAUGGAAGGAGGUGCUCCAAUAUCUCCAUUGGAGAUGAGGUUCAUUUCAACAUCAGCAUCACCUCUAAGGGUUGUCCAAAACAAGGCAAGCCUGAGAUUAUUAAGGUAAAGCCCCUGGGAUUCACUGAGGAAGUGGAGAUUACCCUGAACUUCAUCUGUGAGUGUGACUGUCACAGCAAAGGCAUUGAGAACAGUCCAGACUGCCACUUCGGUAAUGGGACCUACGAGUGUGGAGCCUGCAGGUGUAACGAGGGCCGUGUGGGUAGGAACUGUGAGUGCAGCAGCAACGACGUGGCCACAGAGGACAUGGACCGGACCUGCCGCAAAGACAACGGCACAGACAUCUGCAGCAACAACGGGGAAUGCGUGUGCGGCACGUGUGAGUGCAAGAAAAGAGAAAACCCAGAGGAAAGGUACAGCGGCCAGUUCUGCGAGUGUGACAACUUCAACUGUGACCGCUCUGGAAGCUUGCUCUGUGGAGGGCACGGACGCUGCGAGUGCAGAAAAUGCAUCUGUGAGCCCAUGUGGAAUGGAACCGCCUGCGACUGUUCUCUGGAUGAGAGCACGUGUUUGGCCAGCAACAAGCAGAUCUGUAACGGCAGAGGAAGGUGCGAAUGUGGCGCCUGCAAGUGCGAUGACCUCAAAUUCCAGGGCCCAACGUGUGAAGCGUGCCCCACCUGUCCUGGAGUCUGCAUUGAACACAAAGAGUGCGUGGAGUGCCGGGCAUUUGGCACUGGGGAAAAGAAAGAGACAUGUCAGAAAGAGUGCAGCGAUUUCACUCUGUUUAAAGUGAAGACUAGAGACAAGCUGCCCCAGCCCAACGACAAAUCCUACCCUGUCAUGCAUUGCAAGGAGAGGGACGCCAACGACUGCUGGUUCUACUACACAUAUGCUGUCACCAACAACACAGAAAAGGUGGUCUACGUGGUGGAGGAGCCAGAAUGUCCCACCGGCCCAGACAUCAUCCCAAUCGUAGCAGGCGUUGUCGCCGGGAUCGUUCUGAUUGGCUUGGCCCUCCUGCUGAUCUGGAAGCUGCUGAUGAUCAUUCAUGACAGGAGAGAAUUUGCCAAGUUUGAGAAGGAGAAGAUGAACGCCAAGUGGGAUACGCAAGAAAACCCAAUUUACAAGAGUCCAAUCAAUCAGUUCCAGAACCCAAACUAUGGACGUAAAGGCGCUGUCCUUUGAGGUGAAAAUCCAAUCUACAAAAGUGCUGUCACGACUGUGGUCAAUCCUAAAUAUGAAGGCAAAUGAUGGCCGCGUAAUUCUUCUUGAACUCUGACGUCACCUGUCCAGCAGCUGCAGUAUUUAUCGUUGGUUCGGCGUUCCACGGGAACAAGUGGUGGAAAAUGUGUGCGUUUGUCUUGUUGCUUCAUCAUAACAUUGUAUCACUCAGCCACAGCGUCUGUUAUUUUUACUAACACAUACGAUUUAUAACCAUGUGUUGUAUUUUUGUACAUCUAAGCUGGAUAUAGGCUGAAAUCGAAAUCGUGUUUCUUCUCUGCCGUUGGACUGGUCAGAUCGGAAAUUUGAGCCCGUGGAUUUAAAACGUAGAUGAAAGUCUUCUUCCGCUUGUGCUUCUUACCAAUUUGUCCACGACCUCCUGUUUAUUACGUCACUUGUGAGCUGUAGCUGCACACCGUGUCACAUCUGUUUGUGUAUGUUUAGAGAACAAUUGCAAUAAGAUAUUUUGAAAAAUGCGGAGCAGUUUACAGCAUAAAUCGGACAGCCGCAGUGAAACAGCAGAUCAUGCAGUGGUUGUAAAUGUAGUUUUGAAUUUAGAUCUGAUUUAAGAUUUUAUUGCACUCUUACAGAGUGUUGAUCUAAUAUGAAGGAGUCACAAGACAAAUAUGAACUAUGUUAUUUGCAUACUAUCAUAAAGGGUUUGUAUACCACUUGUAAAAACUUGUAAAAGUUACAGCAAUGCUGAACAAUCAAACAAUUUCUUUAUUUGCUAUACUAUGAUCAGAUACAACUAUGAUGUAAUCAGAUGGUUUUCUGCAUUCACUUUAAUCCUCAGGUCCCAUGUGUUUUUUAUAUCAGUUAUACCAAAUUCAUGUUUGUUUUUGUGCUGGUUUUCAUAUUACUCACACUGAAUGACUGAAGAUGUCACAUAAUUCACCUCAACAAUGUGCUCACACCCAAAUCCCUCUACACCACCACACACAAGCCUUUUACAAUAUUGCUUUCAAAGUGCCUUUUUUAUUUUAUUACCAUGUUCUCCGCAGUGCUGUUCAAAAGAUAUUUAUUAAAUACCAAAAAAAGUGUA